Molecule: messenger RNA, 699 nt
Organism: Ogataea angusta
Lineage: Eukaryota; Fungi; Ascomycota; Pichiomycetes; Pichiales; Pichiaceae
Exons: 1
Coding region: 1-699 (232 amino acids)
Biological process (GO): import into nucleus
Cellular component (GO): cytoplasm
Source: RefSeq, a predicted model, not a curated record
AUGUCUUCUUACUUUGCACUGGGUUCCACCGGUUUAUGCGGGAAUUUCUUUGUCAACAUUGCGGCCAGCUCGCAGAAUGUGGCUCGUAUUUACACUGUUAGUCGUCGUGAGCCAAAAGUCACCACGGACAGCUCCAAGCUGGUUGCCACUGUCGAGCCUGACAGCGAGAAAUGGCCUGAUUUGAUCAAAAAUCUCGAUAUCCCGGAGCACUCUACCUACUAUUCAUCGUUCGGAACCACCAGAAAGGCUGCAGGCAGUGCUGAAAACUUCAUCAAGAUCGACGAAGGUAUCAAUGUUGCUGCUGCCACUGCUGCCAAAGAAUCUGGCAAAUUCGACACUGCCGUGCUGGUGUCCAGCGCUGGUGCCAGUCCGGCCUCGCGCUUCCUGUAUUUGGCCACCAAGGGGCGUAUAGAGGAGAAAAUUAGGGAACUGAAGUUCAAACGGACAAUUAUUUUGAGACCGGGUACUCUGCUUGGUGAAAGAGAGCAUGCUCAUAGCUUGCUCGAGAGCGCCACCAGAAAGGUGGGGGGAUUUCUUAGAGGCACGAUGUUUGCAGGGCUUCUAGCACAUCCUAUCAAGGGCGAGGAAGUCGCAAAGGUGGCCUUUUACUUAAGCCAGAAACCCAUUGAGGGUGACAAUGAGGUGAUUGUUGUUGAGAGCAGUGAAAUGAUCAAGAUUGUCAAGGACAAUGGUUUAUAA